Messenger RNA from Momordica charantia (bitter melon), 2353 nucleotides. RefSeq lists its product as uncharacterized. Gene Ontology annotation, cellular component: plasma membrane. The record is from RefSeq and is a predicted model, not a curated record. Gene Ontology annotation, molecular function: protein binding. Lineage: Eukaryota; Viridiplantae; Streptophyta; Magnoliopsida; Cucurbitales; Cucurbitaceae.
UUGUUUAACUUCAAAAGUUGAAAGAAACAAAAGGCAAAAGAAAAAGAAAGAAUGGAUCCAAGGCUUUUCGAGGCAGUGAGAUGGAAGGACAUGAGGAGUUUUAUGAAUGUGGUGGGGAAGAAUGUGGAAAUUCUGAAGCAGAAAUCAGAAGUGACCGGCGACACGGCGCUGCACUUGGCGGUGAGGAACGGCCGCGGCUUCAUGGUGAAGAAGAUCCUGAAGCUCUGGCCGGAAGCUGCGGCGGAGGAGAAUCUGAAGAAGGAGACUCCAUUCCACGAAGCUUGUAAGGAGGGAGAGGCGGAAAUCUUGAUGCUACUUCUGGAGAUGAAUCCGCGGCUCAGCUCUGAACUCGGCCAUCAAAGUCACAGCCUCAUGUUCUCGGCCUGCAGCCAUGGUCACUUGGAUGUUGUCAAGAUCCUUUUCAAACAGCCCUGGCUUCGAAAUUUAGACCCCGCAGCUUGUUUUCUCGAGGCUGCCUCUAAAGGACACCUAGGUGUGGUUAAAGAAAUAUUAGGGAAGUUCCCAAAAGUGGCUCGAAAGGUGGACGAUAACGGGUUUUCUGGUCUGCACAAAGCUUGUAUCGGCGGCCAUGUGGACGUAGUGGGCUAUCUGUUGGAUCAACGUCCUCAAUUGGCUCGCCAAUUCACAAACUUUGGGUAUACGCCGUUGCACUUGGUUGCUAUAAACGGCAACACUCCCAUUCUUCAAUUAUUUAUGGACCUUUCUCCACUCUCCUUAUUGGAUCUUACGAAACAGGGAGACCCAAUUCCUCAUCUCACCAUUCGGUAUGACCAAUUCCCUACUUUUCUACACUUGGCUGAAACCUUCCAAACACAUGAAUCAUUCUUCAAUUCUGUUGACCUUCAUGGGAAUACUCUUUUACAUGUUGCAGCACUGUGUGGACGACUUCAGUUUGUAGAAUUCUUGAUCAAUAAAAUGAAGAUGUGGAUAAAUUGUCAGAACGAGGAAGGGUUGACAGCCCUUGACAUGCUCGACAACCUUGCCGUUAAUGGUACUGAGGAGUUCCAAACUCUUGAGGACAUGUUAAAAAAUGCCGGCGGAAAGAGAAAAAUAGAACUGACAGAUUCCAAAAUUAUUGUUCCAACCAGCGAGAAAGGGGAAUGGAUUCAAGAAUGGAUUAAUUCUUUGGAUCCAAAUGUAUUGGAGGAGGAUCAUUUGCAGAAGAGCAUUGACCUAGAUCAUGAUAAGAAGGAAGAAGAAAAGAAGAUUCAUUCUUUGGAUCCAAAUUUAUUGGAAGAGGAUGGUUUGCAGAAGAUUGACUUAGAUCAUGGUAAGAAGGAAGAAGAAAAGGAGAUCCAUUCUCCGGAUCCAAAUUUGCUGAAGGAUGGAUUGCAGAAGAUAGACUUAGAUCAUGAUAAGAAGGAAGAAGAAAGGAUUGACAUUAACAAUUUGAGGAGCAAUAGUGUUAUCCAUGCUAAUGAUGAACAAGUUGAUCAAGCAGAGAAAAAAUAUGGGUCUGUACUUCCAAACAACUUGGAGAGGCAAAAGCAUCUCAGCCAAAAGAGGCGGAAAGUGCUAAAAAGCAAAAUGGACGAGAAUCGUUCUCGGCGAGAAAAGCAACACGAUAUGUAUAAGGAAGCACUGCAAAAUGCAAGAAACACAGUUACCUUAGUUGCAGCUUUGAUUGCUACAAUUACAUUUUCUGUGGGGAUAAACCCUCCUGGUGGGGUUCACCAAGACGGCCCGCUGAUUGGAAAAGCAGUAUUCGCCAAAGCAAAAGGCUACAAGGUAUUCAUAAUAAGCAAUAGCAUUGCAAUGACCACGUCGCUAUGCAUCAUGAUCGUUUUAGUGAGCAUCAUCCCUUUCAGAAAAAAAUUACUACUACGACUUCUUAAGAUUACUCAUAAAGUGUUGUGGGUGUCUCUAGCAUUCAUGGCGACGGCUUUCACUUCGGCCACAUGGCUCACCUUACCGCAAGAUUACAAAACCAAUUGGCUUCCUAUUGCGAUAUUGGCGGUGGUGGGAGGGACUAUGGGUACACUUUUCAUUUAUUUGGGAGUAGAGUUGGUAAAGCAUUGGAUGAGAAAGCUCAAGUGGAGAAGGGAGAGAGUCAAGCCAAAUGUUCCGGUCCGCGACAAUAUUUCCGACGGUAAUUCCGACCAUCAAUCCACAGAUGAUCUAUCGUCCAAUAAAGCUAAUUCAGACAUAGAACGACGUGAUCUAAGAAAGCUCUAUUCAUUCUCUACUAAUUCUGAUGUUGCCAGUUCUAGAGGUCUAGGUGGUCAUGUAUAUUAAAGAUAUGUUUGAGAGUGUUUCCAUACCGAGUGAUUUAAUUAAUUAAAAAUAGUUUUGUAAAAUAUUUAUUAAAUUUGUUUUUUACUAUUUGGUUCUA